Cylindrotheca closterium is the source of this 486-nucleotide messenger RNA. The record is from the annotation of a GenBank genome assembly. NCBI's taxonomy places the organism in Eukaryota, Bacillariophyta, Bacillariophyceae, Bacillariales, Bacillariaceae.
AUGAGAGAAUCACUCCAACGCCAAAACUCCAAGGAAGAACUCCUUCAACAAAUCGGAGGGGAGUCCCAGUUCGACUUUAUCAUCAUGACAUUUUGUGAGAGCAUCCAAGAAGAUACCACACUGAACGAAGUCUUCAAGGGAAUGCAUGUCGACACAAUGGUCGACUUGAUGAAUGGCCUCCUUGACGCGGCACUUGAAAUGUAUUCAAGCCGCACAGUUGAAAACGAGGAUAAUCGCAACCGCAUCGUCCUCAAGAACUACGCCCUCUUUGAGAUGGGCUUGAACAAGGGCCACCUUGAAAAGAUGAAGGUCCACUACGAAGCUGCCCUUCGUGACUCCUGGGUGGAAGAUAAAGUGUUUGAUGAAUGCAUGCAACGCUUUGAAUAUCUGGAAGCAGUCUUUGACCAUGAAGGAAAAGAAUUUGAACAGACCGCUGUUGCGGACAAGAAAGCUGUCUCUCGCUUUUUGAAUGCCAGAUGCGCUUGA